Molecule: messenger RNA, 4463 nt
Organism: Acinonyx jubatus (cheetah)
Lineage: Eukaryota; Metazoa; Chordata; Mammalia; Carnivora; Felidae
Gene: ESPN
Product: espin
Exons: 12
Coding region: 154-4302 (1382 amino acids)
Biological process (GO): actin filament bundle assembly
Cellular component (GO): cytoplasm
Molecular function (GO): actin filament binding
Source: RefSeq, a predicted model, not a curated record
GAGCGGGCGAGGCAGUGCGAGCCGAGACCCGGCCGGCAGCCGCUCCGCCCCCCCCCCGGAGCCGCAGGGCCCCGACGGCCGCGCCGCGGGCAGGACCGGUGCAUGGCGUCCGGGGGAACGCGCUGAGCGGGUCGCGGCGCCGCGGGCGGCACCAUGGCCCUGGCGCUGGCGCUGCAGGCGGCGCGGCAGGGUGAACUGCAAGUGCUGAGGUCCCUGCACGCCGCCGGCCAGCUGAGACCCUCGCAGCGGGACCCGCUGGACGCGCUGCCGGUGCACCACGCUGCCCGCGCGGGCAAGCUGCACUGUCUGCGCUUCCUGGUGGAGGAGGCCGCCCUGCCCGCCACGGCCCGCGCGCGCAACGGAGCCACGCCGGCCCACGACGCCGCCGCCACCGGCCACCUCGCCUGCCUGCAGUGGCUGCUCUCGGAGGGCGGCUGCGGAGUGCAGGACAGAGACAAUUCUGGUGCCACAGUCCUGCACCUGGCUGCCCGCUUCGGCCACCCCGAGUUGGUGGAAUGGCUCCUGCGCCAUGGCGGUGGGGAGGCCACCGCGACCACAGACACGGGUGCCCUGGCCAUCCACUAUGCUGCCGCCAAAGGAGACUUCCCCUCCCUGAGGCUCCUCAUCGGGCACUAUCCUGAGGGAGUGAAUGCGCAAACCAAGAACGGUGCCACGCCCCUGUACCUGGCGUGCCAGGAGGGCCACCUGGAGGUGACGCAGUACCUGGUGCAGGAGUGCGGCGCGGACCCGCACGUGAGAGCCCAAGACGGCAUGACCCCGCUGCAUGCCGCGGCGCAGAUGGGCCACUGCCCCGUCAUCGUGUGGCUGGUGAGCUGCACCGACGUGAGCCUCUCGGAGCAGGACAAUGACGGCGCCACGGCCAUGCACUUCGCGGCCAGCCGCGGCCACGCCAAAGUGCUCAGCUGGCUCCUGCUGCACGGCGGCGAGAUCACGGCCGACCUGUGGGGCGGGACCCCUCUGCACGACGCCGCUGAAAACGGGGAGCUGGAGUGCUGCCAGAUCCUGGUAGUGAACGGCGCGGAGCUGGACGUCCGCGACCGUGACGGAUACACGGCGGCCGACCUCUCGGACUAUAAUGGCCACAGCCACUGCACCCGCUACCUGCGCACCGUGGAGAACCUGAGUGUGGAGCACCGCGUGCUGUCCCGGGAUCCAUCUGCUGAGCUGGAGACCAAACAGCCCGACUCGGGCAUGUCUUCACCCGAUACCACCGUGUCGGUCCAGCCGCUGAACUUUGACCUCAGCUCACCCACCAGCACCCUCUCCAACUACGACUCCUGCUCCUCCAGCCACUCCAGCAUCAAGGGCCGGCGCCCCCCACGUGGCCUUGCCAGCUCCAGAGCUGCAGACAUACAAAGCUACAUGGACAUGCUGAGCCCGGAGCUGGGCCGACCCCAGGGCAAGAUGGGGAGAACCACACCACCACCACCACCCAGCUUCCCUCCGCCGCCCCCACCCCCAAGCACCCAACUGCCCCCACCCCCACCAGGCUACCCGGCUCCCAAGCCCCCUGUGGAGCCACAUGCCGCGGACAUCUACGUGCAGACCAAGAGCAAACUCCGCCGUGUGGAGAAGGAGGCCUUCAAGAAGGAGCUGAGCUCCCGCGACGGCCACAACGGGCUGCGGAGGCAGGACUCCAGCCGCAAGCCCCGCGCUUUCAGCAAGCAGCCCAGCACGGGGGACUACUACCGCCAGCUGGGCCGCUGUCCCGGGGAGCCGCUGGCCACACGCCCGGGCAUGGCGCACAGCGAGGAGGUGCGUGCCUGCCAGCCCGCGCCCGCCGGCCGCCCGGGACCCGGCCCGGCCGCCCGCUUCUCACUCGCCAGCCCCUCCGCUCCCCCGCAGGCGGCGCUGCUCCCCGGGAACCACGUGCAUAACGGCUGCGCCGCGGACCCCAAGGCGUCAAGGGAGCUGCCCCCGCCGCCCCCGCCGCCGCCGCCGCCCCUGCCGGAGGCCCAUAGCUCGCCGCCGCCGGCUCCACCUCUGCCCUUCGAGGGCGCUGGCCCUGGCUGCGGGCAGCGUCGCUCCUCCUCGUCCACUGGCAAAGUGAGAGUCCUGAGACACAGGAAGAGCACCAAGUCUUUCAACAUGAUGUCCCCGACGGGUGACAACUCGGAGCUACUGGCGGAGAUCAAGGCCGGCAAGAGUCUGAAGCCGACGCCGCAGAGCAAGGGGCUGACCACGGUGUUCUCGGGCAGCGGGCAGCCGAUCUCCCAGCCCGAAGCGCCGCUGCCGCAGGCGUCGCCCGCGCUGUCCCGGGCCCGCAGCCCCACCCCGCCGGCCGUGGGGCCCCAGCCACUGCUCAACGGCAGCGUGGCGCCGGCGCCGCCCGCCACCCCGGCGCCAGGCGUGCAGCUCGACGUGGAGGCGCUCAUCCCCACGCACGAUGAGCAGGGCCGGCCCAUCCCCGAGUGGAAGCGCCAGGUGAUGGUGCGGAAGCUGCAGCUGAAGAUGCAGGAGGAGGAGGAGCAGAGACGGAAGCUGACGUCCGCCAGCUCAUGCUGCUACCCCCGCGAGGGCUGGAGGUACUCCAGCGCGCACAACGCCAUCCUCGGGCCCUUCGGCGAGCUCAUGACCGAAGCCGACAUCCUCCGCAUCGAGCAGCAAAUCGAGAACCUGCAGGUGUUGCACAAGGCGCAGAAGCUGGAGGCGCGCCUGGAGCAGCUGGAGCUGGAGUUGGAGCAGCUGCUGCCGAUUUCGGCCGCCCUUUCCGCGCCGCGCUUCACCGUCGAUCCGCGCCGCAUGCACGGCCGCGCAGCCAGUCUGCCUGCCUGGUGCAGCAAGAUCUCCACGCUGCUCAAGAGCAUGGCCACGCUGCUGGCCGCGCUGGGCGGCCGGCCCGCGCACCUGGCCGAGCUGCUGGCCGCCGACACCGGCCAGCCGCUGGCACCGCUGCCCGACGCGCCCUGGCGGCCGGGUCCGCUCUGCCUCGGCCGCUCGCACUCGCUCAGCUGGUGUCGCGAGGCCGUGGCGCGCGAGAUCCUCGAGUGCGGCGUCUCCGUGCAGCAUCUCCGCGCGGUCUACGAGCUACGCGCCCAGGGCUCGGCGCCCGCGCGCGGCUCGCGCCGCAAGCUCUCGCUUCCCGCCGCCGCCUCGGGCCGAGAGCCCAUCCUCGAGGAGGACUACGUGGCUGCCGGCGCCGGGGAGCCAAGCGCCCCGGUCGCCAACGGCUUGCCGGCCCCCUGGGACUCCGUGGGCGCGCUGGGCCCGCCCGACGCGCCGGACCACCAGGCGGCGCUGCCCGAGCCCCAGCAGCUGGCGCGCCAGCCGUCGCUCUCCACCGAGCUGCGCGGCGUCCAGGACUACAUAGAUAUGCGCAAGGAGCGCAUCGUCUACCUCUUCCUGGAGCACUGGCGCAAGUGGACCUUCCGCGGCCCCCGGCGCCACGCCCAGGCGCGCCUGCGCAGACUGCUGCCCCGCGUGGUGGCCGCCGGCACGGGCCCGGGCCCCGAGGCCGCCGACGCUCUCCAGCCGCCGGCCGGCGACGGCCCGGAUGCGCGGCUGCUGCGCCUGCUGAAGCAGCGGCAGGUGGUGGGCAAGCUGCUGGGCCACUGGCGGAGCCUGCUGCGGCAGGUGCCGGUACGCCCUUCGUGUGGCUCGGGCCUGGCUCACGGCCUGUACUGGCCCGAACACUUUCUGCCGCCCCUGGACGGCGGCGCGCCCCCGCGCUACGACAGCCUCACGCUCGACCUCUUCAUGCUAGGCUACUUCCAGCUGCUGGAGAUGGGCCUGAGCCGCGAGGAGCGCAAGUUCCGCCACCUGCUGUGCUACGAGAUGUUCGACCGGCUGGGCAGCCACCCGUGGGAGCUCAUCCGCCUCUUCCACCGCGUGGUGCUCGAGGAGGUGGAGGCUGGCCGACGAACCUGGAGCGACGGCUUCGAGGACCUCAGGCGCCAGUUCUUUGGAGACAGCCCGGAGGCUGAGCCAGCCCGGGAAGAAGAAGCGGAGAAGGAGCAAGAAGAGAAAAAAGAAGAGGAGGAGGGGGAGGCGGCGGCGGCGGCGGCGGAGGGAGAGCCGGCAGAAAAGGUCCCUCCGGGUCAAACGGUGGACUGGCCAGAGGGGCAGCCCGAGGCCCCAGCUCCUGCGCCGCAGCCCCCCAGCCCCCCUCCGCCAGCCGCGCCUCCCCCGACGUGGGACCCUCCUGGUUCCGAAGCCCCUGUCGAAGACCCCCUGGAGCUGGUGUCUGAGAUGGGCGAGUUCAGCAACGAGGACAUCUGCCGCUACAUCGACCGCAGCUUCUCCUUCUGGAAGGAGAAGGAGGCAGAGCUUUUUGACAUCUGAGCAGCAGAAAUCAGAGUUUCCCCCUCAAGCAUCUUAACCCAGGCUUGGAUGCCCGUCUGAUGCCCUCUGGAGGCCAGAAGCCCACAGGAAAAACCCAGAAGCCAGCAGGGUGGCCUUGGAAAACCCGGAGUAUCCAGGACCAGGCUGCCAGAGCCUUUGAA